AACAAAUCAAACUAUACCAUUUUUCAGUUUAAUGAUAAUGAAUUUACAAACGUGAAGGUUAGUUUAAGCAAUGGGACUUCCCAACUCUCGCCCUAGUAUGUUUAAAUUUAGUUAUGGAUAUCUCCGAACCGCAGUGAAUACCAAAUGGAAGUAACUGUCAAACAAACAGGACUCGACCCCCGGCCAUCGGAGUGGAUACUUAACGGUCUACUUCCUAGGAAUGCAUUGGUCAAUGCUUGACAGCGUUUUGGGUAGCUUCGCGACGUACGCACGUCUAAAAGGCCGGUAUGACGAUGACUGGAUUGACCGCCUGAACCACCUCUACACCACCAUCAUACUCAUCAUCUUCACCAUCGUGGUCAGCACCAAGCAGUACGUAGGCGAGCCCAUACACUGCUGGUGUCCGGCCCAGUUUGAAGAAAGCCACGUCGACUACACCAACAACGUUUGCUGGGUGUCCAACACCUUCUACGUUCACUUCAAAGACCAACCUCCCCGCUACACAGACCUCAAUAGUGACCUUGAGAUCCAGUACUACCAAUGGGUUCCCAUGAUCCUCCUCUUCCAGGCCUUGCUGUUCAAGGUGCCUUGUAUACUAUGGCGGAUCCUAACGGCAUCAGCCGGUGUCAAUCUAGACAAAAUCGUCACCCUGGCUGCAGAGACGGCAUACGUCGCCCCGGACGAUCGAGACCGGACGAUCAAACACAUUGUCCGAUACAUGGACCGGUGGAUCGAAAACGCCCGGGAAUACCGGUCCGGCUGCUUCAUCCGACUGCGUCAACAGAUAUCGAAAUACUGCUGUAUAGUAUGGGGAAAACGAUACGGCAACUACCUGGUCACCUUGUACAUGAUCAUCAAGCUCCUCUACCUAGCCAACGCAAUAGGACAGCUAUUUAUUCUAAACGAAUUUCUUGGCACGAACUUUAAUGUGUACGGCUUCGAGGUGAUGGACCAUCUGGCGCGCGGCGAGAGCUGGUCGGAGAGUCCGAGGUUCCCCCGCAUCACGCAUUGUUUCUUUAAAAUUCGCCAGCUAACCAACGUCCACGAUUACACAGUCCAGUGCGUCCUGCCCAUCAAUCUUUUCAACGAAAAGAUCUUCAUCUUCAUCUGGUUCUGGCUCGUCUUCGUCGCCACUCUCAGCACAUUCAAUUUCCUCAUCUGGGUCUACACCAUGAUCUUCCGGCAGCAUCGACUACGCUACCUCAAGAAAUUCCUCCGCAUCAACGAUUGUUACAAGUCGGAGCUGGAUAAGAAAAUGGCCGUCAAGUUCUGCGAGCAGUACCUGCGGCAGGACGGGAUCUUCGUGCUCCGGCUGGUCGGAAAAAACGCCAACGACGUGCUGGUGUCGGAGCUGAUCCUGCAGCUGUGGAACCAUUACCGGAACAAGCCUUUGUUCAGGCACGCCAACCAGAUCAGUGACGACAACAGCAAUGUCUGACUAACCGUUCGAAAAUGGAAGGCGGUGCAAGCGCUCUCGGGCUGGCUGGGGAUCAAGUCCGUCACCCUGACCCCCACCGACGACAACCACCUCCAUCACAUCGGCAACAACUACAGCUUUUACGGGCACAACCAUCAGGACGCGGGGUCGGAUUGCUGCGGUCAAGACGUGGAGUUGGUUGGCUUCAGUACGUUUCCAAGGCAGAACGGCUUUUUGGAUUCUUACGUGAACGGAAUCAACGGACCGGAACCGAUGUCGGAAAUCGGGUCCGAUUCAGAGUUAUCCCGUGUAUAAAGUUAAUAAUUUGGGAGCAAUCUAACCAUCAUAUAAUAUUAAUGUUGUCUUCAUUAAGCCAUUUUUGCAGAUUAGUUGCAUUAGAACUGCACUUUAAAGUAGUAUAACUGCAGUGAUUAUUUAAAUUUAAAAAAGCGGACAUUAUAUAGAUGAGUGGAGAAGGUACUAAACUGAGAGAGAUUAUACCUUUGUGUACAUUAGAAUUUGUUUGCUAGGGUCUAUUAAAUCUGAUGAAAAAAAAAACGAUUUUCGCCGGUUUUGAUCCUCAAAAUUUCAGAAAAAAAAAUGUAGGCCUGAGUAACCUACAUUUCGGAAUUUUUAUUUACAUGACUAAUUUCCUUAAACUCAUUUGUCAGAAGCUCAUCUAUCAUAAGUUUAUAUUAACUUAAAAAUAUAGGCCUACUACAAAUAAGCAAGCUUUGGACACUAGACUAGAUCUAGAUGUAACUAGAUUUAGAUUCUCAAAGAUUGACAAAGGCCAGAGACAGGCUAGGCUAGGCCUGUUUCGUUUGAAAUUAAAAAAAAACAACCUAAAAUACAGGAACCAAAACGAAACAAAAGAUAUUGUGACCAGUGAAUUUGUGAAUAAUAGUAAAGAUAUUAAUUUCAUUAUGUUGGCGCUUUUCAGUUUAUUUCACUAAGACUAUUCGCAGCUGUGAAGGAAAGUGUGAUAUUGAGGAUGGUGUUAUUUAUUUUAGUUGAUUUUACCUCCGUGCGACUGUGUUAAACUUCUGUUAAAAUGUGGAUCUUAUUCUAGAUUUAGUCACGUAUAUUCACAUAUUUUCACUUAAUGAGAGAGAUACUUUCACUUCUACAAAAUCUUGAUAGAUCUAGAUCUAGUCUCAACUUAAGAAAUUCUAGUCACACACUGUAUCAUAGUCUAGAUUCUAGGUCUAGUGACUUAUUAGUCAUCUAGUGCUAGGUCUAGAUCUGUAUUUUUAAAAAUGUGCACCAAAUAUAAAUAAUAUAAUUCUCCCUCUGUUUUUUAAAUUACAUAUUUUCAUUUGUUAAAAACCUUAAGUGGUUUUAUUGAAGUGAAAGAAGAAAUUAGAUCUAGUUACUUUAAUUUAGUUUAACUAACACAACAAUAAAAGGCCUUAUUUAUUAUUUAUAUUUAUAGUAAAAAUGAAAAUGAUGGUUCUACUUCAUUAAUAAAUUAACAAACACAUUGAGAUUACAUUUAGAGAUGGUAAAACCUCAUCAGUGUUAUGUCUAGCCAAAAUUAUUGAGUAGUUGGUCUACAUUAAGAUUCUAAGUCUUUAAAAUUAGGGGUUUACUGUGUGUCAUGGACUUUUGGUGUGUGCUAUCACUCAGUCCAUUUAGUCACAACGUUAUUAAGAUUUCAGCAAAAACCCUUAUGGUUUAUGCACUUAUAACUCCACCAGAUCCAUUUUGUGGCCUAUCCCGCUUAAAUCAUGAAGACAGAAGCAUUCUACUUGAUACAUAAUCAAGUGAAUGAUAUGGCAGCAAAUCAAGUGAAUGCUACUUAUCUGCAUUAUGGAAUAUCAAGUCUAAAUGUGGAACUUGAGAGUUAAACACUGCAACUUUUGACCACUGUAAAGGCUAGAACAAGAUGGGAAU
This is a messenger RNA of Physella acuta, 3313 nucleotides long. Its product is annotated as innexin unc-9. The record is from RefSeq and is a predicted model, not a curated record. NCBI's taxonomy places the organism in Eukaryota, Metazoa, Mollusca, Gastropoda, Physidae.